Molecule: messenger RNA, 702 nt
Organism: Paramecium primaurelia
Lineage: Eukaryota; Ciliophora; Oligohymenophorea; Peniculida; Parameciidae
Source: the annotation of a GenBank genome assembly
UUUGACAUUUUUUAACAUAAAUUUAAUGUAAUUAGAGAAAUCAAUUCGUAAACACUUAAUCUUGCCCAAGGUUGAGGGUUGCAUUAAAUUAGAAAUCGACACUCAAUUAGAUUCUCCAAAACGAAGUACGAUUACAUUUUAAUGUAAGGGGAGUGGGCUUAUACAGUUAGAUCAGGAGGAUCUAAUGGAAUCGGUAGUAGUAAUGCAAUUACUACGAUUACGAUUUCAUCAGGUAGAAGAAUACAAUUAUAUACUCCAAUGUAAGAAAGCAAGAGAGCUUAGAGAUUGAAAAAUAUUCCUUAUGAGUUAUAAUAUUUCCAAACUAGUUUACCAACAAAAAGCUUUAAAUCUAGUCAUCUUAUGAAUGAAGAAUUAAGACAAAAGCCAAAAGAAUAAAUUGAAAAUAAAUAAAGAUGGUAGUUGCAUUCUCACUUUAAUAAGAUGAAUCUGGCUUUGACUUAGUAUCAAAUCAAAAGAUUUGAAAGAUGUUUAAAAAAAACGGAAUCAACAGAUGAUGUGAAUACUAUAAAGAAAUUAAAUGAGGAAAAUAUUGAGAAGGAAAAAUAAAAAGUAAUACUAUAUUUAGAUUAAUAGAGAAACACAUAAUAUAAAUAAGCUACUUAAAAUCUAAUAAAUUCUUUUACAAAAAAAUUCAACAUCAAAGCAUUAUAUAAUGAUCUUUAAACAAACUAAUAAUAAUGA